AUGAACUUGAGGCUGCAAAAUCUGAGAUUAAGAAGUGGCAUUUUUCAUUUCAAAAUGAACCUUUUAUAUCUGCUGGGACCACUCCAGCUUGAAAAAGCAAAGAAAAAGGAAGUUGCAUUCAUUGUCACAUUUGCAAAACGAGAACAAGAGAUAGCAGAGUUGAAGUUGGGGAUGAAUUUUGAACUUGUUAGAUCAAAUUCAACGAUUCUCCAUGUCUUCCCCUUCAAUUCUGAGAAAAAGCGAGACGGUGUUGCUGUGAAACGGAUGGACUCUGCAGUACAUAUACAUUGGAAAGGAGCUGCGGAGAUUGUUUUAGAAACUUGUACUCAAUAUGUUGAUUCUGAUGGUCACUUGAAAUCUAUUAAAGAAGAAAAGGUCAAUCCUCACACUCACCAGCUGAAGCUUUGUGACUUUGGGAGUGCAAAAGUUUUGGUCAAAGGGGAACCAAACAUAUCUUACAUCUGUUCUAGGUACUAUAGAGCUCCUGAGCUUAUAUUUGGUGCAACUGAGUACACCACGGCCAUUGAUAUAUGGUCAGCUGGUUGUGUACUAGGUGAACUAUUGCUUGGCCAGCCUCUCUUUCCUGGCGAGAGUGGAGUAGAUCAGCUUGUUGAAAUUAUCAAGGUUUUAGGCACCCCAACAAGGGAAGAAAUCAAGUGUAUGAAUCCUAAUUACACUGAGUUCAAAUUUCCACAAAUUAAAGCUCAUCCA
Messenger RNA from Cajanus cajan (pigeon pea), 711 nucleotides. The record is from RefSeq and is a predicted model, not a curated record. Lineage: Eukaryota; Viridiplantae; Streptophyta; Magnoliopsida; Fabales; Fabaceae.